AUGGCGGCGACCGGUGAGAGCGGUGGGGUAACCGGAAUCAAGCGGGAGCAUCUCGGCAUUCCCGAGGCGGUGUUUGUGGUAAGAUGUACGCUGCGUGCGCGCUCUCCCCCCGAGCUGCCGGGGGGUCCGUGCAGGGGGUCCCCGAGAGAGGCCCAGCAUGGCCCAGCGUGGAGCAUGGCUGUCAUCAUGGUAACUGAGGCGGUGCCAUGCCUCUCAGGGAAGAUCGUGGCCGCCUCAGCCACACUGCCUCUCACACAGCAAACCGGCUGAUACCAGACAGCAUUAUUUAAAAUAAUUACACAGUGUGUGUGUGUGUGUGUGUGUAUAUGUCCCAUCUGUGCAUUGUUAAAAUAGCUGACAGGCAGCCCCAAUGGUAUGUGCAGGCCUUUACUAUUUAUAAAUAUCAAGCCCCACAUUAUGUCACAGUGCAGCACAAUGGUUGGGCAAGAUUUAUGUAAGUAUUUAAAAAAAAAAAAAAAAGGUGUAAUUUACAUGUUUAGGAGGUGGUAAUGGCCCAGGCCUUGUUCUGCUUGUGAUGGAUACGUGUUUAGAACCUAUGGCUUUAGAAUAGCUGCAUGUUAAUAAUAGCUUUAAAGAGAUACUAUAGUGUUAGCACGUUAGCUCCUCUCCUGCUUAGUAAGAGUUCAAAUACCCUUACUGUACUUACCCAGUGCCAGUGUAACUCUGCCCUCUCUGUCAUCCGAUGUGGGCGCUAAUGCGCAGAUGCAUCCGGCGCAUUAGUUCCACCCAAUAGGAAAACAUUUCUGUAAUGCUUUCAUAUGAAGAAUUGACUGCUUCUGGAUGUCCUCAUGUAGCGCAUGUGAACGUCCAGCGUCAGGCAACCAAAAGUUUCCUCACCACCUGGAAGUGCUACUGGAGGCAUUCUUAAUCCUGCAAGGUAGUUAAUGCAGUUCCUCAGAUACUGCAGUAAUUACCAUUGCAAGCUUAAGAGGACAGGAACAUUGCGCCCAGACCACUUCGAUGAGCUGAAGUAGUCUCGGUGUCUAUAAAGUCUCUUUAAAAACGAUAGGCACACAGAACACUUAAUCUUAGCGAAGUGGUCAGGGUGCAGUGAGCUUUUAAUUUUAACCCUACAAGCUAAUACAUUAUCGUUGCAGUAGAUACUGCGAUGUUUGCAGUGUUAAACCACAUCUAUUGUCUGUCUUCCUGGCAUCCUCUGAAGGUGCUUCAGCUGAAAAACCAACUGAUUCCAUUAUUUAAUCAAAUGCUCAUAGAGCGCAUUUGAUUGGCGCAGCAUUUUGCUAUGCGGGCGCACUAGCCACACCACGCUUGCCAGUUGGGAAGUAUUGGGUUGCUGAGAUCAUCAAUCCUGACAAUUUAAAACAGGUGUCGCAGUGAGGGAGUAAAGUUGGCAAAAACUAUCUUUUAAACACGUAGGGGUUAACACUGUAGUAUUCCUCUAACAUAGCAUCUAACUGAGUGAGAUUCAUACCACUGUAUUUAACUUUUUACAUUUAGUUUGUACAUUAGCUGAAGACGUACAGAAUUGAAAUGUACCAGUAAAGCAACCUCUGCUUUCACAUCUUCAAUCUGAACUGAUCUGUGACAUUUCCACUUUGUCUUCUACUUGUAUAGUAAAAAUAAUUUUAAAAUGGAGUAAUUUCAUUAAAAGUUCUCCUCUGCAUUAAUUUGAAAUUUCCACAUUUAUCACCAGCUCAUGCCAACAUGACUACAUUAUGAUGUAAAUAAGCAGGAUUCUGACAGAUUAAAUAUAAUGAUGCCAGUAUAUGCAAUCAGUGCUCAAUGUUUCCACUGGCGAGUAGAGUCCUUCUGUAACAUUUACCUCUGGUCCACUCGUGCUGCUCCUGUGGUCUUCACUUAUUUGCCCUGCAAACCUUCUCCAUGACAAUGACCUGUUGUGGGUUCCCCAUUCCUUUACGCCCCAGCCAGCACUCGCAACACUGGCCGGGACGUUACCUUUUGUUCUCCACCCGUAGCAACCACAGCACAAGCAUGACACCACCAUGCUUGUGCUGUGGUUGCUACGGGUGGAGAACACAAGCACUGCCUGUGGGAGGUCUCUUCUGCUCUACCUGUCAAAUCUUCGGCAUGUACCGAAGAGCUGAUUGACAGGUGGGAGAAAGAUAUAGUUUUAAAAUAGGUGUUUCUCCCGAUUGUUACAUUUGCUAGCACAAUUUGCACAGUGUAUAGAUGAAAUGUCAUGCUCUUUCCAAAGUGCAUGAGGAGUGGGGGGGGGGUCCUCUCUAAAGCCUGGCUAGUAGCAUAUAUACUUAAAAUUUAUAAGUCCUAGUUCAAUAUUUUCAGGAUUCAAUGUGCUUUUAUUUAGAGUUAGCAGUAUAAGGUACAUAAGUGACCCCUAAAUUUUCAGUAAUGACCACAAAAGAAUGAUGCAAGCUUUUAUAUUUUCUCUUUAUAAAAUAUUAAUUUUGUAUUAAUUCUUUAUGGUUCCUUUAAAUAUAUGUUUGGGCUGCACACACUCUUUGCCUAAACCAAGGAAACUGCCUUAACCCCUUAAGGACCAAACGGCUGGAAUAAAAGGGAAUUACCAGAUUUUACUAAUUACAUGACGUAAAGUUGUGAUUUUAUAAAGGACACGGAGGCGAAUAUUAUGCUUAUCUCCUUCAUUAUACCUCGGCAGCAAAGAGAAGGUAUAAGACAUUCAUAGAAAAAAAAAAAACUGGAACAAGUUCUCAAAGGGUUAACACAACAUUCUACCCUUAACCAAUGGGAACAGUCCAUAACCACCCAUGUGACCUCUCCACUCCCUCUUUCUUUGGUCCUGCCGAAGCUUAAUCACUAUAAACGUGAGUAGAACAACUGGAACAACAUAUCCAGUGUGUCGAACUAUAAACGGAACUGUGGAACUUAUCUGCGUGUACUGUGAUGAUAACCAUUCAUCCACGACGUCGACUGUUGCUCAUCAAGCUGAAAUGGGAGAGAAAAAGAUAUGGGAACGUGUGGUCUAGAGACUGUUUGUCACAUUGAUGGUGGCUAAUUCUUACUAUACAUGUUAUUGUCUACAGACUAACUUACAUGCUGUAGGUGCUACUGUAUGUAAUAUAUCUCUAUCAUACAUAAUCAACUUGAAUCUAGACAAAGCCCCCAAUGAUGACUCCCACUACUACAACUUACCGGGUGGGAAUUCAACUCUUUUUGUUUAUCUGGUAGAAAAAUGAGAUGCUUACCGGGUGGGCUAAUAUUCGCCUCUGUGUCCUUUAUAAAAUCAUGACUUUACGUCAUGUAAUUAGUCAAAUCUGGUAACUUUAUUAAAGGACACGGAGGCUCAUAUUAUGCUAGUUCAAAGCUGUGCAAUAACUGACGACGAUACGUGGUCUGCAGGGCGAAAAUAGUAUUCCUUAAAGGUGGAUUCACGGGACCAGUCUGCCGUCUGCAAAAGGUCUUCCAAUCUGCAUCCCAAAGUAAAUGCUUUAGACGUCAUGGCUCCCCUAGUGGAGUGUGCCCCAUAUAUGGAGGUAUCUAUAUUUGCAGAGGUCAUUAUCAAUCUCACCCAUCGGGCUAUUGUUACCGAAGAUACUGGUUGGCAUGGCGUGUUAAUGGCCAGGAACAAUUCAUGAUGUCUAGGGUUUCAAAAUGCUUGUCAGUUUCUCGUAUUCUUUGAGACAGGCUAUUGGACAUAGGUUUGCAUUGUGAGGGAAUGCUGGAUAUGAUACUGUUGAGAUCGCUGAUUUAGUACGUCUGGAAAUGUUGAAAGUCACUCCCGUUGGAGUGAACGAGCGUGCAUCAACAUCCAAUGCUCGGAUGUCUGAGACUCUUUUGCAUGAUAUCAAGCAGAAGAGCAUGGCCAGUUUCGCUGAUAGUUGUUUAAGUGUGAGAGUAGAGUUCUGUGGCCAUUGUUCCAAUAAAUUUAAGACUAGAUUUACAUCCCACAUUGAUGUAUAUAGGGGUUGUGGGGUUCUUGCAAAUCUAACCCCGCAUAAUAGUCUGCACACCAGAAGGUGUUUACAUGCUGGUGAUCCUUCUAUGCCCUUAUGUCCAGCGGAUAUCGCUGACUUGAAUACAUUGAUAGUCUGGUAUGCUAGGCCUUGGUCGUAUAGGCGUGUAAGGAAACGCAGUAGGUAGUUCACAGGGGCACAUAUGGGAUCCACUUGUUGUUCCAGGCCCGAGUAGGAUCUCUGUGUUCCUGGAGCCCAGGCUCCCGCCAGUAGUUCAAGAGUUGCCUGUGGAACCUCUGGCACGACCCAGGGUCCCCUGAAAGGAGCCACGCUAAUAACCUGAGUUGUCCCUGCAUCAUCAGUGGGUGUGGGUUCCCUUCGGGAUCUGACAGACGCGGGUUCUCGGAAGCAGUCUAGGAAGGUCUAUAGACAUCUCCAUGAGUGAAGGGAACCAAGGCUGUGUUGUCCAGAAUGGCGUUAUGAGGACCAGAGGUGUCUGUGAGCGGUCGAGAUGUACCAAGGUCCGUGCCAGCAGAGCGAACGGAGGGAAUGCGUACAGUCUUCUGCUCGGCCAUGGUUGGAGGAAUGCAUCCGUAGCUAGUGCCUCUGGAUCUGGUCUCCAGCUGAAGAAUUCCGGAAGUUGUGUAUUCAAUUGAGACGCAAACAGGUCCAUGUACAUCGGGCCCCACAGCGUUUGUUGUCGUAGGAACGCUCUGCGGUCCAGGUGCCAAUCGCUGGCAUCCCGCAGGUGUCUGGAGUUCCAAUCCGCUACGAUAUUAGAGAGUCCCGGGAUGUAUUCGGCUCGUAUUGAUAUGUUGCGGUCCAAGCAAAAUUGCCAGAAUUCUGUGGCUAAAUCUGCAAAAAUUUUGGACCUGGUGCCGCCGAGGCGGUUGAUGUAUUGCACUGCUGAUAUGUUGUCCAUCCUCAAGAUGAUGGAGCAAUGUGUCGUGGGACCUAAGAGGCUCUUCAGCGCGAAUGAUCCCCCUAUAAGUUCUAGGCUGUUGAUAUGCAGUGCUCUUUCUGAUUGGGACCAUCUUCCGCCUGUGGAGAUAUGACCACCACAACGUGCUCCCCAACCCUGUGUGCUGGCAUCGGAUUCUAUUAUGCAGUCUGGGGCGGUGCCGAAGAUCGCUCUGCCAUUCCACGCUUCCAUGUGUUGCAGCCACCACUUGAGUUCCUCCUUGGCUGUGUGAUCGAGUUGCACGGAGUUUGAGUAGGAGUGACCUGAUUGUAGCUGAGCGGCUUUUAGUCUCUGUAGGGCACUGUAAUGCAGAGGUCCCGGGAAGAUCGCUUGUAUGGAUGCCGAGAGGAGUCCAAUUAUUCUGGCUAGUUGUCUCUCAGUGAGCGUUGGGCGAGCCAACGUUCUACAAAUCUCCUUUUUGAUGGUUUUGAUCUUCGUGAGCGGUAAGUUUAGGGUCCCAUGGACUGCCUCUAUAUUGAAUCCUAGGAACUCUAUGGACUGGGAGGGGAUUAGCACCGACUUCUCCCAGUUGAUUAGGAAUCCUAGGUUACGUAGAAGCGCUAUUGCCCAGGUUAGGUGUUGUUGAAGUAAGAGUACAUCCUGUGUCAUGAUCAGUAUAUCGUCCAAAUAUAUGAUCAUGCGCACUACUCUGCUGCGCAGCAGCGCCACCACCGGUUUCAACAGUUUCGUAAAGAACCAUGGUGCUGAUGAUAGGCCGAAUGGCAGUCACUGGAACCUCCACGUCUGUGCGUUCCAUUGAUAUUGGAGGAGGUGGUGACAUUCCUUCACGAUGGGGAUGGCGAGAUUGGCAUCUUGCAGGUCUAGUUUGACCAUCCAAUCCCCCAACCUGAGAAGGUCUCGCAGGCAAUGAAUCCCUUCCAUUUUGAAGUGGUGAUAUCGUACAGAUGCAUUGAGUGGGCAUAGGUUGAUCAGCGGCCUUACUCCCCCGCCCUUUUUGGGAAUCAGGAACAGGUUGCUCAGGAAACCCGGGGAGUGAGGUGCGACUUGGUAGAUCGCGCCUUUCUCCUUUAGUGCUUUGUUUUCCCUCGACAUGAGUUCCCUGUCCUGUGGGGUAAACACCAUCCGCUGUGGCAUUGUUGCUUGGACUGGGAUAGUCUGCCCCCUACAUAUGAUGUACAAGAAGGGGGGGGGGGGGAGGAAGAGUACUUACCAUAAGGCCGUCGGCCGUAUGUGGCACCCCUGUGUCCUCUGUGUUGCAAUGAUCUGCCCCUGACUGGAAAGAAGGGUGAGGGACUUCUGGUCUCCGUCUGUGGGAACCUGGAUGUAGUGGGGCCCCGUUAGCCCCGGUAGGAGCCCCGUGAUGGCAGCUGGACAGACGGCCCCGGUGUCUGCCAGCCCUCCCAAAAACCUUUGGGGAGAACACUUGUUUCAAGUUUGUUUGCGCCUUGUCCAGGGCUGUAAAUGUGCUCACAUAAGUGCCCAACUCCUUCACGAAAUUGUCUCCGAAAAGGAGGCCUUUUGCCUGAGGUCCAGGCUCAGAUAUGGCCAUAUUGACCAGUUUUGGGUCAAUCUUCAUGAGGAUCGCUUUGCGUCUCUCUGUACUUAGCGCAGCGUUGGAGUUGCCGAUAAGGCAAAUAGAGCGCUGUGCCCACUCUAUAGCCAAGAGGUCUACUGGUGUGCCACCUGAGAGUGCAGCUUCGACCAUGUCAAAAAAAUUUGCGCUGGGGCCCAAGGAGUCAAGCACCUUAUCCUGGCAGUGGCGCAGGGAGUAAUCCAGCCCUUUCUUGGCUUUCCAGACAGCUUUCCCCAGGAACUGGGCAAUUUUUGGGUCUAGUUCCGGUGUGGCACAAGCCAUAUCGGGGACCGUUGGACGUGGGCAUUCCGCCCUAAGUUUAUUCCUGGUGGCUUUAUCCAGGGGUUUUCUAAUCCUGGCCACUAUAUAUUGGGCCACAUGGUCAGCUGGGAACCAUUCCGUAGACCUAGGGUGUUUGUAGGUCAUCCGGAUUAAAUAGGGGCUCCCCCUGCGGGUCUAAAAUGACGGAAUCAUCCGUGGCCACCUUGCCCAUGUUGGCUGGUUUGACUGCUAAGCUGCGCUAUGGAGAAGAGUUCUCAGAUUCAAAAGAGCCGAUUUCCUCGGACUCGCUCAAUACUUUCUCAGGGUCCGAAUCAGUCGGAUAUCUCUGUUAGGGCUUUUGCCCAUUUCCAUGCCCUCACCGUUUUUGCCCGGCGGGUGUCUCGUUUACGUGGGGGCCCCACGUCCUCAUUAGUGACAGGACGCGACCUGUCAGUCAUGCUAGUUUUGGAGGUUUGCUUGCCCACAUGGUUGGUCUUUUCUGUAGCCUUGCGCUUGCUGAGGGAUGCAGGCUUGUCAUCUUGGGCCUUGGGGCGGAGGCCGCUAGGGUUGUGGCUAGACGCCAAGAUGGCGUUGCUGAAUGAUUGGGUCAGGUUAUAUGACAUCGCCCCCAUCGCUGUGUAGAUGGCUUGGGUGACCGAUUUGGUCAUUGUCACAUCUAGGAGUGAAUGGAACUCUUCCGAGUUCAGUUGCUCCAUAGAUGCCAUAUCCUCUCCCUGGGGGAGAUUGGGCGCGGAGCAGGGGACACGCGGUGUGUGUGGUGUCCUUACUGGCAGCAGUAGGAAUGGAAACCUCCUGGUCCUUGGGGUGCUGCAUUCUCGACAAAGAAUCUGAAGCAAGCUUGGAACACUAAACUUACUAUCAAUGGGAGCAAGGGCACUCUGAAUGUAACAGAAUAUAUAUGUGUGUGUGUAAGAUAUGCUAUGAUAGCACACAGCAAUACUGUCACUUUAAAUUCUAUGUUGGAAAGUAUUACAAUCCUCUGCAAGCGAAACAGUUAACAAUGAUCUCUCUGGCCAGUUAAGUGUGACCGGGCAAGGCACAAACAAAUGCUGUCAGCUUACUGAGUGUUCCUUCCGGAAUGGCCGCAAGGGAACACUGGCAAGCUGCCAGCCACAGUCAGUAACCAAUCUGAGCGCCCCCGCCCCUGGGGGCGCUGGGGAAAGUGUGGCAAAAUCCCUGUCAGAGGCGGCAGUUACAAUGGCCGCGGUGCGGCCGCCAAUGUACCUGUGCGCGCGGCACCCGGCUGUGAAAUGCCCGCACUGGGCAAACAGCUGCCGCGGAGUAUAGCAGGGGAAAGGACCGGGUUGCCUGGAGGUGCGCGGGUAAUAAACUACCCGGAGAGGUGAGGGAGGGGGUUUACCGCCGGGGAGGACGGGAAACCAUAGGGAGGGAUAGUAAAGUCAUAUGAACCUUCGUUAUACCAAUAAUUAAUUAUACAGAGAUGGUCUAUACACAGAAGUAUACAUGAAGAGAAUUACAUAAAAGAAUAUACAAACUCCUAUGAACCUUAUUUCUACCCACAAUAAAGUAUACAGACGAGAUAUAUACAGAAGUAUACAUGAAGAAAAAUACAUAAAGGAAUAUACCAAAUCUAGCAAAUCCAAACAGAAAUUUCUCUGGAGUAGAGAGAGCUAAAAUUGGGUAAUACUUAGCUGAGGCAGCGGCAAAGAAAGAGGGAGAGGAGAGGUCACAUGGGUGGUUAUGGAUAUGUGGUCUGUUCCCAUUGGUUAAGGGUAAAAUGUUGUGUUAACCCUUUGAGAAUUUGUUCUAGUUUUUUUUUUUUUCUAUGAAUGUCUUAUACCUUCUCUUUGCUGCUGAGGUAUAAUAAAGGAGAUAAGCAUAAUAUGAGCCUCCGUGUCCUUUAAUAAAAUCAUGACAUGUCACACAUGUCAUGUGUCCUUAAGGGGUUAAAGAAAACACUUUUUAGUGUUUAGAAUGUAAAGAUCUAUUAAACUGUUGAAGUUAACUGAUUUUGAUUUCUGCACCUUCUUCUUAUAUGCAGGAAGAUGUAGAGGCUUUUAUGAAGAAACCUGGAAAUGAGACAGCAGAUGCAGUCCUCAAGAAAUUGGAUGAGCAGUAUCAGAAAUAUAAGUUUAUGGAAGUAAAUCUUUCUCAGAGAAAAAGAAGGUAUUUCAUGUUUCCAUUUGAUUAUUUUUUUUUAAAUGAAAAUAAUCUUUUCCCAUGAUGUAAUAACAUCUGUUUGUUCUGUAUUUUGAUUAUUCUGAUGUCUGUCUUAUUUAUUGUGCCUCAACAACGUUGGCUUACUGAAGCAGUAGAAAUUAUGUCUCUGACAUCUCACUGCUCAAGUUACUUUUGUUUUUAUCCACGUGACCCCUGGUUGUGAUUGACACCCCCUGAAUGAAAAAAUGUCUUUGUUUUACAAGUGUUUAUCUGCUCUGUAAACUUUAACCACACACUGCAUAGAAGGCUAUUAACAGGAGAUUAGAAAUUCAAAAUCAAACAUUUGUUAUAAAGGAAGUUUAAACAUUAGAUCUUUUAAAAGGAUGUGUUUAGGGAAGCUGUGCACAUUACAUACAGGGAGGUGUGAUUAGGGGUACAUAAACAAAGUGGUUGAACUAUGGCAAAUAAUUGAGCAGUGAGACUGUAGGGCAAGGCAUGUCAAAGUCUGGAUCGGGCCACAUAAACAAGGUUUAUGUGGGGCGCAAAAAAAAUACUGUAAAUUUUCAUAGAAACUUAGGUUUAUUUUUAAAAGAAUAGUAUAAACCCCCUCUACUAAUCCACAGCGCCCCCUCUACAAAAUCCCAGCCCACCCUCUACUACUGACGUCUACCACCCUGUGACAAAUCUGAUCCUCCCGCUGACACACACACACACUCACUCACUGACAGACAUACACAUACAGACACACUGAGACACACAUGCUCGCAGACAGGCACAUUAUUUUCUUUAUUGCUCCUUACCUUAUGGAGCCGAUGUGGGGCAUCUCCCUGGGGUCCUUCCUGCUCCCUCGCGUGGUUUAGUGAUGCCGGGUGCUGGAAUAUGACGUCAUAUUCUGGCGCCCGGCUUCGCUUCAGACGGCGCGUGCGAGGGAGCAGUGAGGAGCAGCAACACUGAGCUCCAUCGCUGGCCGCGUGUUAGCAGAGUAGGCACCUGCAACAUGGGGAAAGCAGGUGCCUACUCUAUUACACCAGCAUGUACUCUCGGCUCGCUGGGCCGCAAAGACGGUCCUUGUGGGCCACGAGUUUGACAUCCUUGCUGUAGGGGAAUGAUCUAUAAACCAAAACUACUUCAUUAAGCUAAAGUUGUUUUGGUGACUAGUGUCAUUUUAAAAAAGCACACUCCAACUGAUAAAAGUGUAUGUACAAAUGUAUGUGUUGGCAAAUUUCUAAAAGUUUGCAUCCAUUCAGGGCAGUCUAUAACGUGGGGCAAAAGGGGCAGCUGCCCUGGGCCAAGUUGCUCCCAGGGAGCCCAAAGCAACUGCACCGAUCCUAAAAUUAAAUUGUUGCGGGCCUGCACACUAAGGGGGCCCAGGGCACCACAUUCAGGGAGAAUUGAUUCCUCACUGUGCCAAAUCUGCUAAUCGGCUGGUGGGGGGGAGGGGUUGCCAGAGCCGGAUGCAAUAGUCUCCGUUUCUGGUCGAGCCCCCUUCUUUGAGCUAGCAGGAAGAUCAACAGCUGUUGAAUAGACUCCCUGGUGGUCCAGUGUGCUGCUGCGUCUGCCACACUCUCACGCGGUCCGGAGCACUAGGAGUGUCAGAGCAGCCUGGUUCCACCGCCAAAAUUAAAGCUAAACACACCCCUGCAUUCAAAAACGAACACUACACAUAAAUGUAUACUUGCAUUCAAAUGCAAACACACCCCCUACAUUCAUACAAAAAAAUGCUUACAUACAAACACUGCUCAGUGCUAAAUACAACCUUGCAAGCAUAAGGAAAUGGUAGAGCCCCAGCUGUCAAAGCAUUGUUGGAGUUGCAUGACAGAUGGGGAUCUACCUUUUGGCCACCCUUGCAAUGGCGGGACCCAAAACAAGUCUUCCACCAGGGCCCUCUCUACUUUAGUUCUGUCACUGCGUUGCAGUGGAGGACGUGAUUGCAUGCCAGGGUGUGGGGAGGCAGGGUCCAGGGGCCCAAGCAAAUGCUUGCCCAGUGUCCAACUAUUAAAGAUGGCCUUGCAUCUAUCCCACUGGUUUGGUUUAUGCGUGCAACACCGUGAUAAUACUAUGCAGACUGCUGCAUCUAACAAAACCAAUAGUAAAUAAAAAUUAGAUAAUUUUUCUAUAUUUAUUUUUUAUUUUUUUUGAGACCCUGCAACCAUGCAAAUAAGUAUUCCUGGCUGAACCCAGUACAUUUUACAGUUUGGUAUACGUAAUAAACCUGGAUUUAGUCAUGAAUGUGUAAAUCCAUGCCAAAAUUUUAGAUAAAUAAUAAACCUACCGUGAAAAUAAUUUUCUCUACGUCUCACUUCUCUGUAAGCAAAAUUAUUUAUUUUUGAAAAAUGAUUCAAUCCAUUUUUUCUUUUUCCUAUACAGGUUAAAAAAUCAGAUUCCUGAAAUUAAGCAAACAUUAGAAAUUUUAAAACAUAUGCAAAAGAAGAAGGUAUGUUUUUUUGUUUUGUUUUCUCCCUACUCCAAAGUUUAGUGAAUUCAGAAAUAUGUUUGGGUAUUAUUUAAUCUGUAUAGCUUCCUUUAUUUAAUACAAGGUUUCCUUUGUCACAUGUGACAUGUCAGUACAUCUAAUUGAAGUGGGUAUAGCUUCUGGAAUCCCCUGGCACAGUCCUUCUGUACAUUGGUAAACUGUUUUUAAAGGAACACUAUAGGCACCAUAACAAAUUAAGCAGAAUGACACAAACACAAAAGUCUUUAAUUCAGAGCCAUUUAGCUCUGUCUAUCUGCUUCUCACUUGAUUCUUGAAACACAAAGUCUUUAAUAGGGUCUUAACUGGUUGACUGAGAGUGUCCACUGUUUCUUCAAGCCAAUUAGUACCUCUCCAUACACAAAACUACUUGAGAAAUGUACAGACUUUUCUCAAGCCGCUUCCAUGAAAGGGGAGCUAGUGAUUAAUUUUGAGCCACAAUGAAUGCUCUCAGCCGAUCAGCUGUGCCCCUGUCCAAAGAUUUCUAUUUCAAAAAGUGGAAGGACAUGGGCAGAACUUAACUGUUGGUCUCAAGACUUGGGAAUUAAACAUUUUUUAUGAAAGGUUUAACCUCUAAGGCAAGGGUGCUCAAAAGGUGGAUUACCCAGAUUUUAUUUUUUAAAUUUUUAAAAAAAAUUUUUUUUAAACUACAACUUCCAUGAUGUUUUUUCAUAUGAAAAACAUCAAGGUAGUUGUUGAUCAUGCCAGGGUGUAAGUAGCCAAGGAUUAUCAUGUGACAUUGCCAGGGGUCUCCUGGCUGUGUAAAGGGACACUGUCUGUUUUUAUUUGCAGUUCACUCUUUCUUUCAAGCAUCUUGCCACUGAGCCCCUCUCCCCAUAUCUACUACUCUAUAUAGUGUUUCUGAUGACCAUAUUUUCUAGAAUAAUAUGCAAUUUCGUUAAUAACUGCCAUAGUGGCUGUACCAUUUUCCAUGGACAUUAGACAUAUCCUGCAUGGUUUCAGCAAUAUCCAGCCAUAAAAGUGAUUGUGUUGUGACUCUGUUUAGAAGGAGUGUUGCACUUUGGUUUCCUGUCAGUGGGUGCCUUUCUCUUCAGUGAGUGUUUCUAUGAACAUAUUUUAAUUUUUAAAGUGCAAACAUGUAUUUUAUUUUAUAAUGAUGCUUGUCAUUUUAAGAUUUUCAUUUUUUAAAAAUUAUUUUAAUAAACUCUUCCCUCUGUUAUUUCUGUCAGGAUACAACUGAACCAAUGGAAACCAGGUAUUUACUGGCAGAUAAUGUAUAUUGCAAAGCAUCCGUACUGCCCACCGAUAAAGUCUGCUUGUGGCUGGGGGUGAGUAUGUUAUAUUAACAUUAUAUCGCACCAACAUUCUGCAAUGUUUUAUGGUAACACAAUUGUAAUGCCAAAAUUGGGGAUACUUGUGGCUGCCAUGGCAACAAUUACCACCGUACCCAGAAAAAAAGAAUUGUGGUAAUAUUUGGUUUUUCUUUUCACACCAUAGUGACAUAGCGGUUGGUAAUAAAGUUGCCGUAGAAUUACUCACAUUUUGCAUUCAUAUUACUUGUUUGACUUUUUGCAUUAUGUAGGCGAAUGUGAUGCUGGAAUAUGAUAUUGAUGACGCUCAGGCUCUGUUAGAAAAGAAUCUCUCUACCGCAAGAAAGAAUCUUGAAUCUACAGAAGAGGACCUUGAUUUCCUACGGGACCAAUUUACCACCACAGAAGUCAGUAUCCUUUUGGAUUGUAAAUAAGCUUCUUUUUAAAUUUUUAGAAAUGCAGUUGAGUUACAUCAAUUACACACUCUGUCUAGACUAUUAGUAAAACUCUGUCACAAAACUUGGAAGCCUCAUAGAAAAGCAUUAUUUCAGUGGUUUCCUAUGGGGACUUUGAAUGCAGACAUGGAGCUCACAGCGCAUGUGUUGGAUUGGAUAAUUGGCAGUUGAGGCUCUGCCUACUCAGUGAUGUUGUGUGAAGCGGAGAGGUAAGCUGUGACAAGUGAGCUUUGUGCUGGAAAAAGGUAAGACUUUUUUUUUUUUUUUUCUCCUUCCUACUUUCAAGGAAUUAUUGAUUUACACAAUUAUUUUGUUGGUCUCUCUCGUUAUGCUUUGUGCAACUUUUUUAAAAGCAAAAUUGCUACUGUACUUUCCUCCGAACCACUUGGCAUGCGGAGACCAAGGACAAAACCAUCAUGUAAGACCAGAGUUUGUACCAAUGAUUCCCCCUCAAAUGGGUCCUGCUGGUGAACCAGCCCAUGUCUUUGAAUUCAAACAGGCAUGCUGUGUUUUUAAAGCUAGUAUGGAAGUAACCAGAGCUUACCCAGUAUUGGCUCUUCAAAACAAUCUAAUAUUGUUUUUAAUACUUCCUGCUUUCAUUGCAUGUCAGGUUACCUGUGUUCUAUGAUUUGUUGGAUUCUGGGUGUCCCCAAGGCACCCACAAGCUACCCACCAGUUGGUUUUUAAGUGACCCUCUAUGGAAACUAUGGAAUAUUCGUGAUUUGAUUGAUUUUCCUUGACCAAUUUUCCAGAUAUGGCUAGAGUCUAUAAUUGGGAUGUAAAAAGAAGAAACAAGGAUGAUCCUUCCAAAAGCAAAGCAUAG
Pelobates cultripes (western spadefoot toad) is the source of this 13792-nucleotide messenger RNA. Lineage: Eukaryota; Metazoa; Chordata; Amphibia; Anura; Pelobatidae. The record is from the annotation of a GenBank genome assembly.